UGCAUUCCUUCCAACACUCGACCAGCUCCAGCAAAUAUGGUGAAAGGACGAUUCACCAUCAACCCGUUCCCAGAUCUGAAAUUGUCUCCUUCCGACACAGGGAACCUGAACGAAAUCGCAGGAUCUAUCCUUGAAGCCAAUGUCCAGCGAUACGAGGAUUUCCUCACGAAAGACAACAAGAGAAUCGACCCUGAGCACUGGAAAGUGUUGAAGACCAAGGAGAACACGACAGUGUACACGGCUCGACACCACGAUGUCUACCGUGCCGGCACUCACAAGAACCAAUGUCAUACUGGCCUCCCGUCGUUACUCAGUCUCGGAACGACCGUGGGUUCUUUAGAAGACAUGAUGUUCGGCGUUGUGAACCCUACGCUGGAAAUGAUGCGCAUCAAGGCUUCAUACGUUGAUGAUCUGAGCGGCGCUGCAGUCCUAGCGAACUUGGAAGAGCCGUCGCUACAGGAUCCAUUCCGUUCUUUGGUUGUCAAGUGGAUGGAGAUCGACAUCCCUCUCCACACUACCAGCUUGGUUAAGAACCGUGACUAUGUCUACGUGGAAGCCACGGGGAUGAUGAACUUGUCGAGUGGUGAGCGUGUCGGCUAUCACGUUUUGCACUCAGUAAAUUUCCCUCAGACCCACCAACUCCCAGGCCGAGUCCGUGCCAACAUGUCAAUCUGUGGCAUCUUCCGACAGGUCCGACCUAAUGCGAUCGAAGUCUUCGUCUCCGGUGUCAUGGACCCUGGUGGUGACAUGAUCCGUGUACUGGUUGUGCCCAGUAUCGCUACAGUCUUCCUCUCCACCCUCAAAUAUGCCCACUGCGGACAGAUGAGAAAGCUGUCUUGGAUGCUCGAGAAACGCUACACAGAAGCCAAGGAACUCGGCACUCCGAAUCGAGAACACGUUUGCGUCACCUGUACAGCGCCGAUCACGAACCGAAGGAUCGGAGACUUCGGUAAGAGCAGCAGUACGUGUAAACUCUGCUUCGGCUACGUCUGUCACAACUGCAAGAUCGAGAGGAAGCUGAGCUUUGUGACCCCGGAUCUGCUGCUGGCGCAAAGGAAGGUCACGUUCUGUGCCGUGUGUUUGAACGAUGCAAUCCGCGAAAAUGCCUCCAUAGCUGCGAGAUCGCAGAUCCUUGCCACUGGUGGAGUGGUCAAGUCGUUGCAGAAGCAUUCAGCGGCGUCAAAUGCAUCGACAGUGUCGGGUUAUUCAUCCUCAACGCAUUAGACAUCUCGCUUCUUUCUCUAAAAAGUAGUGGCGUUAUUCGGAUAAAUGAGCUGUUCUUAACAUGAUUUCUGUGUAAUUUU
Molecule: messenger RNA, 1304 nt
Organism: Phytophthora infestans T30-4
Lineage: Eukaryota; Oomycota; Peronosporomycetes; Peronosporales; Peronosporaceae
Exons: 1
Coding region: 37-1224 (395 amino acids)
Source: RefSeq, a predicted model, not a curated record